UAUCAACGUUAUUGGUCUGAAUUAUAUGCUGUAUUUAUUCUUCAUCUGCUUUGUUCCUGGUGGGGCUCCAAGAUGCUUAAACAUAAGAGUCAUCGUUCCCGGAAGCGUCGGCGUAAUUCUCGCGAUAGAUCGCGCGAACGGUGACCUCGGAAGUCGCUCGCGCGAACGUGAUUUGGAGGUUAGGCCGCGAGCUUCCUCACGCGAUGCUUCCCUCUCGUCGGGGACGGAUCUCGCCACUAUCUUGCACGAUAUUUUGGCCUUCAGGAAGACCCAACGGGCUUCCGCAUCUCUGCCUGCCGACGACGUCCGGUCUGUUCCCGUCGCUGCGGUGCCGGUCGCUGGCCCAACCUUGGUGGACGAUGCUCUCAUCGCCGUUCCAGAGGACUCGCAGGCAGAUGAGCAUCCGGUUCUUGAAAACCGGGGCGGCGUACCAGCGGGCCAGCCUCUGCCAGCCACUGUCUCCUUCGCCGAGUUUUCUCCACUCCCUUUGGAGCUAGACGAUAUUCUCAUCGACGUUCCAGAGGACUCGCAGGUAGAUGAGCAUCCGAUUCUUGAGAAACGGGGCGGCGUACCAGCAGGCCAGCCACUGUCUCCUUCGCCGGGUUUUUCUCCACUUCCUUUGGAGCUAGACGACUCCGAGAAGGAGAAUAUGUCGUCGUUGGCGAAUGAACUCUUCGGCCCUCCUGCUGCUGCGUUUGAAACUUCAUGGGACCCACUCAUCCUCACUUCUACUUGCAGUGAGAUUUACUCCGGCCUGAAGGAGGACACUCGCGCGGCUCUGCUGUUUAGCUUCAGGGAGAGCUCCUGCAGCUAGGUCCUCCCAAACUUAACCAAGAGCUUGUUUCAGCACUCGGGAAACGCUUAAGCGUUCUAAAACGAGAUGAGCAUCAGACGCGGGAUCAACAGCAAGUUGGCGCUUGUCUUAACGCAAUUGACUCAGGGUUUUCGGAUCUUCUACGCCAUUUUCAGAGUCUAUCGCAAGAUGCCCCUGUGAAGGAUGCCCUCGCAAAAAUGGCGGAGGCGAUUCAUCUUUUGGCGAACCACCAGUUCCGCCUCUCAUUAGUCAGACAAGCUUUCAUCAAGCCGUGCCUCACUUUUGUCGGCAAAUCAGCUGUGGACCACUCGAUUAUUGACGAAUGGCUAUUUGGCUCACCACUCGCCGAACAUCUCAGAUCUGCGCAAGCCUGUGAGAAAGCAGGACGAGACCUCUCGAAAUCGCAGAUGACCUCCUUGACGGCGGCAGCUCACAAUCAUCCUCAGCCGCCUCCAGUGCGUCGAGGGAACUUGCGGGCCCCUGCUCCACGGGUGACGACUGCGGUUCGCAAGUCAGAGGCCGUACCGAAGCUAAACCGCCUCCGGGGUUAUCGCCCUCGCUCUCGCUCCCGGACUAGACGUUGACAAAAGUAAGAACUGGGGGCCGAUUGGCUGUUUUUCAGUCUAUGUGGGAAAAAGUGACCAGCGACCCGGAAGUCCUGGGUGCCGUGAGUGGAUACAAUAUCCCGUUCGUGUCCCUACCGCCACCUCGGGUAUCACUAUCAGAACCCGUUUUCUCUCAGACUGUUGCGGCGGCUUGCGAUGCCGAAAUUUCACGUCUGCUCUCCAAAGGAGAGCUAUAGUUAUUACCUCUUCUUCCCCCGACCAAUUCUUGUCGAGUUUUUUCCUCGUCAAGAAAGCGUCGGGAGGUAUGCGCUUUAUACUAAACCUCAAACAAUUGAAUACUUAUCUGUCGCCGCCGCAUUUUCAGUUAGAAGACUGGCGUACAGUUGUGCAGUUGAGGACUCAGGACUCGUGGCUGUCGACCCUCGAUUUAGAAGAUGCAUAUCUCUUAGUGCUCAUUGCGACUCACUGUCGCCGUUUUCUGCGCUUCCAAUGGCGUUCAGUCACUUACGAAUUUACCGCGUUACCUUUUGGACUUUCUACGGCGCCAUACAUUUUCACCAAGCUCUUACGACCCGUCAUGGCCCGUUUACGUGACCAAGGUUUUGUUCGGUUGUUUAUCUGGAUGAUUUCCUCUUUUUCGACGCCUCGAGAGUCGACUGCCUUCGUAACCUGACUGCAUCUCUGUCUUUGCUUACGUCGCUCGGUUUUCUCUUUAAUUAUGAGAAAUCCUAACUUGUACCUGCACAACAUUGCCACUAUCUCGUUUUUAUUUUCGACUCAGUAUCGCAAUUUAUCGCGAUCCCUCCGACACGCCGAGAUGCGCUACUUCAUAUGAUCUCUCGAUUUUCUACGAGGUCCCACUGUUGCAUAUGAGACUUCGCAAGCAUGAUCGGCUCCCUUGCAUCCGUCUGUCCCGCGGUAGAAUAUCGCCUCUUACACAUCAAGGAUUUCGAGCGUGAAAAGUUUCUCGCCUUAGCGCGUUCUGGUGACAGUUAUGCAGCCACAAUGCGUCUUCCUUCUCAUCUUGAACGUGACUUCCGAUGGUGGUUUUCCAUUUUUUCUAACCCCCAUCAGGCUAAGACUAUACGUUCCGGGGUCGCUACCCGCGAAAUCUCUUCGGACGCCUCUCUCUCCGGCUGGGGUGCAUCGUGUGGAUCACGUCAUACCCGUGGCUGGUGGUCGGCGUCUGAACGGUCCUGUCAUAUAAAUUUUCUUGGACUCAAAGCUGUUUUUUAUGCUUUGCAGUGCUUUGCAGCAGAUCUUCGAGACUGCGAGAUUCUCCUUCGCGUCGACAAUACUACGGCUAUUGCCUAUAUCAAUCGUUUCGGCUCGGUGCAAUACCCGCACCUUACAUUGUUGGCGCGGCAAAUCUGGACCUGGUGCGAAGACCGUAACAUCUUCAUUUUUGCCUCUUACAUUGCUUCUAUUCGUAAUACCAUCGCUGAUAGCGCAUCAAGAGCCGUCAGCGUGGACACGGAAUGGUCAUUGUCGCACGCCGUUUUUUCGAAGAUCUUGACUGCAUUUGGACCUUUUGACGUGGACCUGUUUGCAUUUUGCAUUAUUAAUGCAAAAUGUUCCUCCUACGUCUCGUGGUUUCCUGACCCAGGCUCUGUGGCGGUAGACGCAUUUACACUAUCCUGGGCAGAUAUAAAAUUCUUCGCUUUUGCCCCAUUUAUUCUUUUACCGCGCGUCCUUAGUAAAAUUAUUAAUGACCGCGCAGAGGAGAUCGUAGUCGUCCCUUCGUGGCCAUCUCAAGCGUGGUUCCCUCUAUUCAAUCGUCUUCUUGUCGGGACGCCGCUCAUCUUCACGCCAGCUCCUGAUUUGCUCUCCUCUCUUUUCAGGGACUGUCAUCCGGCCUGGCGGACGCUUUCCCUGGUGGUCGGGAGCUUAUCCGGCUAGUUUUUCUUGACCGCCGGGUAUCACCCAGUGCGGUGGGGACUACUGUCGCUUCGUUAACGGACUCUACGAUUUGUCAGUAUUCUCGCCCCCCUUUGCUACUGGUGGUUUUAUUGUCACUCCUCGGGCGUCCCUCUGUUCUCACCAACUCCGGAGCAAUUUCUAGACUUCCUCGCUCGCGAGUUCAUGCGUGUCCGUUCGUACACUCGAAUUCGACACUCAAUAUGGCCCGUAGUGCCGUCUCUCUUAUCACAUAUAGCGAAAUUGGUAACCAUGCUCUUGUUAAACGUUUUUUGUAAAGGGGCAGGGAUGCUUAAGCCUCCCCGCCCCCGCUAUGAUUUUAUCUGGGAUCCAGCACCUGUCAUUGCUGAAGUUGGCCUUGCUCCUAGCUCUUGGCACAGGUCAACGUGCGCAAACGCUCACCUCAUUCCGCCUUUCGCAGAUAAUCCUGUCAGAAAAGAUUAUAAAAGUCCCGGAUCGUCUAAAGACUUCUGCGCCCGGACGUUCUCAGCCUUUCUUUUCUUUUUCUCCGUUCCCGGAUAACGCGAGUUUGUGUAUUUACUCCUUAGUCAAGCAUUAUUUACAAGUUACUCAGGACCUGCGUGUUUCCUCGGGCGAUUCCUAUUUUAUUUCUUAUGUACGCUCGCAUCGUGCCGUUGGCACCCAAACGAUCAGUCGCUGGCUGCGAGCGGGCCUUAGAGAAUGCGGCGUCCAAACUGAUAUGUUUACACCGCAUAGUACCCGUCACGCAUCCACCUCGUUGGCGGUGCAGAAGGGAGUAGCUUUAGAUAUAAUCAAACGUGCGGCCGGUUGGUCAGGCUCCUCCCAAGUUUUCGCACGUUUUUUACAAUCGUCCUAUCCUCCACUCGGAGAUUUUUACAAACUCCGUUCUUCGCGCUUAAGGCUCACGUUUAUUUUUCUAUUGUUGUUAUUCUGCGACUGCCUCCUUGCAGUUUAAUACGCCCCUUUACGGCCAGUUGCGCUAUUUUUUAUUUUAUUUUCUUUUCACCUCCCUCCUCUGCAAAUCGCUUUCUGAACAUCUACAGUAUCCAUCCGGACGAGACCACAGAGCUUAAUUAUAUAAGCAAACGAAUUCACCGAGUGAAGUUCGCUUGGAAUUAUGCUUGUGGUCUCGUCCGGAUGGACUUUCCCUCCCACAGUAUCCGCGUUUUUUCCCACCCGCGGUCUUCACAUUGAGCGAUUUGCUGUUUUCGUUCUGAAAAAUGAGAUGGUCCUGCGCGAGCGCGCGGGAGAACGGUGGCGCGUGCGAGUGCGCGGGAAAGCGGUGACGCGUGCGCCCCCUUUUUUCCUUCUUGACAGGGAUGUGGAUUGUUGAGAAGUGCGCGUACAGAAGACAUUACUACAGUAUCCAUUCGGACGAGACCACAAGCAUAAUUCCAAGCGAAUUUCAUUCGCGAUCCGUGAGAUCUGUAUGAAGCUCUGUAGUUCUGCAUGAAGAAUUGAUAAAUUAUAAUUGUGACAAAUUAUAAUCAAACACAGCAAGAACGAUAUUAAAUCGUAUUAAAAUAUUGUUACGGACGAUUAAUUUUUUGUUUUCAUUAAGAGUGAAUUUAAUUUAAAAUACACGGGCAAC
This is a messenger RNA of Harpegnathos saltator (Jerdon's jumping ant), 4870 nucleotides long. RefSeq lists its product as uncharacterized. The record is from RefSeq and is a predicted model, not a curated record. Bases 26 to 814 code for a protein of 262 amino acids. The transcript is spliced from 5 exons. Lineage: Eukaryota; Metazoa; Arthropoda; Insecta; Hymenoptera; Formicidae.